GAGGACUCUCCAUAUCUGUAGCCUCCACGCCAUCUCCUCUCUGUGUCAAUCUGCUUGUGGUGGACAUGCCACCUGCGUUACUCGAUGUUACAGUUGCUGAUAGCGAGCAUGACGAGCUUACUAACAAUGCUGAUGACGUCAACAGUGAUGGUAACGGCAAACGCUGUGGCGAUGAUGGAGUCCAUCGCAAUGCUGGUGAUGAUAAGGGCAUUGAUGGUGAUAACGAAGACACUGGCACGAGACUGUUUUGCUGCACUUUCGUGGGUGAUAGACAGGGUGACGAGACUGAUAACGGUGAUGAGAUUGAUGAUGGUGAUGGAGUCUCCAUGGCUAGCAAGGACUGUAAUAAUGAUGAAGAAGAUGUUGUCCAUGGGGACUCCGGUGUUGGAUUUCGAGGUCUUGACAGCGCGAGCAUUCUACUUGAGGGCGCUGUUGCUGAAGAUUUGGGUGGCUGUUUGACUAAAGACUUCCGCGGCAACCUCUGUCUCGGCUUCCUCAUUUUGGUCGACAGUAUUUUUGUUUUCGACAGCGGUUCUCUUGAGUCCCCAUGGGAUAUGGACAAGCCCCAAAAUGAACUGGGCUUUUGGCCCUCAACAGCUGGCAGCGUCCCACUUUUGCCAACAGGAGCAGAAGAAUUUCCAUCAGGCAAUAUGCAGGUUGAUGUAAAGGAUGGAGUUACCUUCUCAAGUACCAUCCAUGAAGGUUUUGCAUGCGAGGAGGACGAGGAGAUGGAGGAGAUGGAGGAGCUGGAGGAGAUGGAGGAGAUGGAGGAGAUGGAGGAGAUGGAGGAGAUGGAGGAAGAAGAGGAGGAGGAGGAGGAGGAGGAGGAGGAGGACGAGGACGAGGACGAGAACGAGAACGAGAACGAGAACGAGAACGAGAACGAGAACGAGAACGAGAACGAGAACAAGAACGAGAACGAGGACGAGAUCGAAGACGAAGACGAAGACGAAGACGAAGACGAAGACGAAGACGAAGAAAGAGGACGAAAUGAAGAUGAAGAAAGAGGACGAAAUGCAAAGACAAAGACAAAGACAAAGACAAAGACAAAGACAAAGACAAAGACAAAGAAAGAAGAAAGAAGAAAGAAGAAAGAAGAAGAAGAAGAAGACUAUGCCUACCCACUAAGGAGCGAGCCUGAGCUCCCGGGCGGGACAAACAACGUUGCCGUGGACUUCACGUCCUCAAAAGCCGGGCAGGAUAUUUUGAGAGAGCUCAGAAUUACGUGAAGCCGGGCUAAGGGCAUUCCCGCACAACUCAUGCAACGUGAAACAUGGCGAGUGGAUCUUCACGUAAGUCGCGGAUGUAUCUUGUACUAGUGGCCCAUGUAUCUUGCCACCUUCUAUGUCAAGAUGCAGUAGCCAUUUUUCACGUUCCAGGAGAACUGUAGUGAGGCCCUGGUCAUGCCAUAAGUGGCCUAAUAAAAACAGACAUGCCCCAAUAUUUGGGGAGGGGAGGGGAGGGGGGGGGGGAGACAUUUAAGACCAUGACCAUGGCAUCAAGGAAAUCAUUCAAAUAAUGUAGACACGAGUCACACGAGGGAAAAACUACACAACGAUGGCAUCCUCCGCUGAAGGUGUGUCACAGUGACGAUCAAAUCUCCGCAUUCCUGGCAUAUGAGCAGAUCUGAAAAACAGUCGGAUCCCAAACCCUAAGCCCUAACCCUGAGUUUGUCACAGAUGGAAUGUCAGGACUCCGAAAAUCAAUAACCCUGAGUUUGUCACCAAUGGAACAUCAGGACUCUGGAAAUCAAUUGCAUCCUAAACC
Chara braunii is the source of this 1767-nucleotide messenger RNA. Lineage: Eukaryota; Viridiplantae; Streptophyta; Charophyceae; Charales; Characeae. The record is from the annotation of a GenBank genome assembly.